This is a messenger RNA of Passer domesticus (house sparrow), 4942 nucleotides long. RefSeq names its product methyltransferase 13, eEF1A N-terminus and K55 (gene METTL13). NCBI's taxonomy places the organism in Eukaryota, Metazoa, Chordata, Aves, Passeriformes, Passeridae. The coding region runs from base 195 to 2369 and encodes 724 amino acids. The record is from RefSeq and is a predicted model, not a curated record. The transcript is spliced from 8 exons.
CGCGCCGGGCCCUGCGCGGGGAGCGCCGAGCAGCCGGCCAAUGGGAGAGCGGCCGGAGUGGAGGCAGCCAAUGGGGAGCAGCCGGGGCGGAGGCAGCCAAUGAGGAGCAGCUGGGGGGCAGAGCAGCCGGCCAAUGGGGAGCAGUUGGGGCGGAGCUGCCGGCCAAUGGGGAGGUGCCGGGGCGGAGGCAGCCAAUGGGCGGCGGGCGCGCCGCGCAGCCGGAAGCGGUCAGCGCGGCGGACACGUGGGGUGGCGGGAGCGGGGCACGGCCCGGCUCGGUCCGGCACGGCUCGGUCCGGCCCGGCCCGGCCAUGGAGCUGCUGCCCCGCAGCCCCGCCGAGUUCGGCUCCGCACGCUACUGGGAUCGCUUCUUCCGGCAGCGCGGGCAGCGGUCCUUCGAGUGGUACGGGGCCUUCCCGGAGCUGUGCCCCGUUCUGCACAAGUACGUGCGGCCCCGCGACAAGGUUCUCGUGGUGGGCUGCGGGAACUCGGAGCUGAGCGAGCAGAUGUACGACGUGGGCAUGUGCCAGGACAUCGUCAACAUCGACGUCAGCGACGCCGCCAUCCGCCAGAUGCGCGAGCGCAGCGCCGGCACCCGGCCGGGGGUGAGCUACCUGCUGAUGGACAUGCUCCACAUGGACUUCCCUGACGCCCACUUCCAAGUGGUCCUGGACAAAGGCACGCUGGAUGCCCUCCUGACCGACGAGGAGGAGGCCACCUUGGCCAAGGUGGACCAGAUGUUUGCUGAGAUCAGCCGGGUGCUGCAGGUAGGAGGGCGCUACCUCUGCGUCUCCCUGGCUCAAGCCCACGUGCUGAAGAAAGCUGUGGAAUACUUCUCCCAGGAAGGCUGGGUGGUGCGAGUCCACCAGGUGGCCAGCGGUGGGGACAGGCAGCAGUUUGUCCUGCCGGUCUUUGUGUACGUGAUGACGAAGUUCAGGAAGGUGCCUGGCUCAGCAGCACAGAUCCUGGAGAUCUGCCCUGAGGAGCAGGACCGGCCGAUGCGGGUGGAGAGCGCGGAGCGCCUGGUGGCCGCGGUGAAGGACAGGCAGCAUUAUGCCCUGCUCUGCAGCCAGAUCAGCAAAACCCCCUGCAGGGAGCAGGUUUCCUUGGAUCUGUGUGACAGAGAGAGCGGGAAGCCUCGCUACACGCUGCACGUGGUGGACAGCCCCUCGGUGAAACCGUCCCGGGACAAUCACUUUGCCAUCUUCAUCAUCCCCCAGGGCAGGGAGACCGAGUGGCUCUUUGGGACGGAGGAAGGGCGGAGGCAGCUGGCGGCCAGCGCGGGCUUCGUGCGCCUGCUGACGGUGGCCCUGCACAGGGAGCAGCUCUACGAGGGCAUGGCUGCCAUCCAGGCGGAGCUCUCGGGGAAGGUGAUGGAGCUGGCCCCGCCGGGCCUCCCUGCCCGGCAGCAGGUGCCCUUCCUGUCUGUGGGAGGGGACAUCGGGGUGCGGGCGGUGCGGCACCGUGGCAGCAGCCCCCUGAGCGGGGACUUCGUCGUGGAGGACGUGAAGGGAGAUGGCACCUGCUACUUCCGCCGCCUCAUCUUCCUCCAGAACAGGAACGUGGUGCAGUCUGAGGCUCGGCUCUUGGCCCCCACACCUCUCCCAGGCCAGAAGAAGAAGAGGAAGGACAAGAAGAAACCCAGCCCCACUGAGCCACCUGGAGCCAUCGACAAGAGCUACCUGUGCUGUGAGCACCACAAGGCCAUGGUUGCGGGGCUCUGCCUGCUGGGGGGCCCCGACGCCCUCCCAGGAGAGCUGGCAGUGCUGGUGGUGGGGCUCGGCGGGGGCAGCCUGCCCCUCUUUGUCCAUGAUUACUUCUCGCAGGCCCGCGUGGCCGUGGUGGAGAUCGACCCCUCCAUGCUGGACGUGGCCACACGCUGGUUCGGCUUCUCCCAGGGUGACCGCAUGCAAGUGCACGUCUCCGAUGGCCUGGACUACGUGGCCAAGCUGGCAGCUGAAGCACCAGCCCAGUAUGAUGCUGUCAUGUUUGAUGUGGACAGCAAAGACCUCACGGUGGGCAUGAGCUGCCCUCCCCCAGCCUUUGUGGAGAAGCCCUUUCUGCAGAAAGUUAAAACCAUCCUCAAGCCAGAAGGAGUCUUCGUGCUCAACCUGGUGUGCCGCGACGCCCGGCUGAAGGAGUCGGUGCUGGCCGCCCUCAGGGCCGUGUUCCCGCUGCUCUACGCGCGCCGCAUCCACGGCGAGGUGAACGAGAUCCUGCUGUGCCAGGCGGGCCCCGCGGGCCGGCGCGGCCCCGCGGAGCUGGCGGCGCGGGCGCGGGCGCUGGAGCGGGCCCUGCGCCAGCCGGGCCGGCCGUGGGACAGCUCCUACGCGCUGGCAGACAUGCUGCAGGCCGUCCUCGCCCUCUGAGGGGGCUCUGCCGCUGCCCCGGCAUGGCGGGCCUCCUGUGGGCCCACAACAGGGUGCCCGUGGCUGGCACUGCUGCCUGACGCUGACCUGGGCCUGCUGGGAGGAUGGGGCUGCCAUGGGAAGGUGCUUCCUGAGGAAGGGCUCCAGCACCGUGCAGGGCUGUGCAGCCCAAGGUGGGGUGAGGAAGGUGCUGUGGGCCUGGCAGGCUGUGGGUUUGGCUCUGUCCUCGUUGCUUUCCCACCUUGGGAAGAGCAUCCCUCCGAUUGUUCUUCCCCUUCAGCACAGCUCCAUUUGUUCUGAUGGUGCCUGUCCCUGCGGCUCCAGCGUGCCUGGUGUCUCUGCUGAGCCCCAGGCUGCUCCAAGCCUGCCUGUGGAUGUGUGUGGGAGGGCUGUGAGCUGUGAGAAUAAAGUACUCAGGGGUGCUCUGAGGCCUGCAGUGCUUUGCUGUUUCAGACUUAUUUCUGAAGCACCCACACCCCUGGAAAAACUACAGUCAUCUCUGCACUUCAAAGGUGUGUCCUGGGAGCAGGCAGCUGCCCCUUGAACCCCACUGCCCCCUCACCACUCGCCCUCCCCAAGCUGCAUCCCACUACAUUUCCCUCUUCUGAAUCUCUCCAGCCAUCACCACUGAACUGAAACCCCCCAGCUCAGAGCCCUUCUGCCCCAGGGCCAGCAGGGACCCAGCCCUGGGCUCAGGCUCCUGGCCACACCAUCCCCUCACCCAGCUGGUGCAGGGCAGCCUUCCUGCAGCAUGAAAGGGCAGCCAGAAAAUACCCAUUGGGCUGUUCCCACAGCACCCCAAUCCUGCCCAGACAGCUCAGUCAAGAGCUGGCCUCUGUGAUGCCCUGUGAAGGCUGACCUAGAACAGAGGCUAGACAGAGUUAAAGAAUAAAGUAGGGAUUUAUGAGGAGGCCUCAAUGGAUCCACCUUGGGCAGCACAAGAGCCCAGUCAGGGCUGCACCCCAGGUGAACCAAGAUGGGCCCAAAAUGCACGACAGGUCACAGGGUCUCUCACUUCUAUAAGUUCUGCUCCAUUUGUAUAUUUGAGUUAAUUGUCCAAUUCCAGCUUUAGCCCAUGCAGUCCCAUCCUGCUUGUUUUUCUCUCUUCAGUCCAUGUUGUUUAUGAUCUUGGGCCUGAGAUUUGGAUCAUUUGUCCUUGGUACCCAGCUAGAGAAGGAAUUGGUUUGUCUCCUGCUCUGUGCAGAGAGCUCACCAUCCCCUAGUAUGAAGCCCAGACCCACACACUAAAGCAGUACAGAAUCUGAAAAAUAUAAAAGUUAAAACCUGAGGCAUCGUGUGUGUCCUGGCUGGUCACAGACCUGCAGGUUCUCAUUCAUUCAUCAGAAGCCAUUUUUGGGGACUUGUCUUUCUCCUCUGCAGCAGCUGGUGCCGAAAUGAGCCUGAGACAUGGUACAAAGUGACCAGCUUGCAGGCAGCAAGGGGACAUAUUGGUGCUCUGCCACUGACCCUGCACCCUCACUCCAUGCUCCCUUUGCCGCUGGCAGCCUGAGAGGACAGCCUGUGAACCAGCCCUGCUGAGAGCUGCUUCCCAAAGCAAACCCUCCCCAGCCACCUCCCCAGAGCCCAGGGAGCUAACAACACACCACAAGUAGUGUGCAACAACACACAUCCCUCCUCCCUCCAGGAGGGAUCUGGCUCUCAGCUCCCCUUCCUUGCCUGGAAGGAGCCAGCUCUCCUCCAUCUGUGGGAAAACCUCUGCCACUUCCAAAGCAGAGUGAGGGGGUGUGUGAGCUGAGAGUUUGCAUUUCCCCAGCUCAUGGGGCCAUGGAAAGGACACCCCAAAAGGCUCUUGUCAGAUUUUACCCUUUUCUGACCAAGAGAUGGGGCAACUGAGAGGCAUUUUAAAAACUUGUAUUCCGUUUUAAGUCUCAAGCGAAGGGUGAGACAAUACAGAUGUUAUAAUUCACACCAUCACAAUCAUUAAUUACAAUGCACCAUAAGUGUUUCUUGGCCUAUCAGCAUUUGCCACACCAUGCUGUAGAUGCCUUAAAGCCAAUCAUCUAAAAUUAUCCCUUGUGGGUCCUACUACAGUGCAUCUUUCACAGUUCUAUUUCUCCAAAGUAUCUACUCUUAUUUGCAAGGCCAUCCUUUGAAACUUGUUUCUAGUUCCAUUUCUCUCCCAGCAAUGUCUGUCCUGUUCCAUGGCAUUUCUAAGCCAGCAUUUCUUAUCUCAAGGUUUGCAUUCAGAUGCUCACUGUGUGAGCCUUCUGCCAGGCUUUGAGAAUCCUCUACAAAUCCAUUUCCCACAGGCUCUCACCCCCUGAAGCAGUGGGGACCAUGUGGGCACUGCCCAGUGCAGGAGAUGGGGCUGUUGGUGCCCAGGCUGCACCAUGGCAGCUGUGCUGCCAGCAAGCACCUCCCUCUGAUCAGCAGCUGGGGAUGUAUUUUCUUUUUAAUUUGCCAGCAGAUUCUGCUUUGGGAACUGCUCUGUUCAGAUCCCUUCUCUGAUGCUUCCUCCCUUGUUCCCCUUCCCACAGAGGGACAGAUGGGUGCCCUACUUUCUCCCUGGGCUAACCUGCAGCUUCACAAAGGGAGCAGAUGCUUUUUAAAUA